AUGGUGGAAGCUGAAUGCACGGGUUGUGUCCUGCAGCGACGACAGAUUGAGCAUGGGCUGGAGCGACAGCAGCGGAUCAAGAGUGGGCCAGCGAGAGCGGGCAGGGGAGGCAGUGGCAGCGAGAGCGGGCAGGGGAGGCAGUGGCAGUGCGAGCGGGCAGGGGAGGCAGUGACAGAAGUACAAUCAAAGUCCACAAUUGUGACCAUGCCAGGGAAUGACGAAAAUGCAGAAGACAAGUGGAAGGACUAUGUGCGACAACGACGAAUUUUACAUAAACAUAUACCAUUUCAAACAGAUGCUGAGCUAGAGACCACAGAUUCUGCCACAUACAUUGGCCUGAAAAGGCUGACAGAUGCAGGACAACAAAUAGUGAUACCAAAUCCACCCCCAGGGACAUGCAGUCAGGACCAAAGCACCGGUGUUUCCCCCACAACAGCUUUCCUUCAGUAUUUUAUCAUAGCAUCGAAGCGGGGCAAUGAAAGCGAGAUUGAUUUGGAACGCUUGAAUACCAUGUUGGAAAGUGGAGCUGAUAUCAAUGCUACUGACAGAUAUGGACAGGGCGUUUUGCAUGGGGCAGCCAGAACAUGGCAUCCCGACGUUGCCAAGUUUCUGAUUGAGAGAAAUGCUGACGUGAACAAGCCUGAUAACUAUGGUGUAACUCCACUGCACGUGGCUGCGGCAGUAAAUUAUCCCGAAAUGGUUGACUAUCUUCUGGACUGUAAUGCGGACAUUGAAGCAAAAACGUCAGGAAUGAUGCAGACACCAGUUCACUAUGCAGCUAAGUAUGAUGCUGCUAAUGCCCUGCACUGUCUGUUGAAACACGAUGCUAACAUGAAGGCUCGAGACUACAAACAGCGAACCCCUUUGCAGCUGGCAACAGAGCUUGAUCGAUCUGAGUCAGCUCGAUUGUUAUUGCAAUACCAAGCAGAUGCAGGAGUUCAUGAUAAUACAGGACAAUUGUGCCUUACAUUAAUGGCAGCAAGUAUGUCUCAACUUGCAUAUACGGCCUUGGAUCAAUUCAUCUUUAAGGACAGAGCUAACCGAAAACAAUAUUUCAUGUUGAACCUCCUGAUACCCCAACCUUCUGAAACAGAUAAUAGCCGUGCCAAGUCAUUGCUUGAAGUCAUUGUUCAAUAUCGACAGCUGGACCUCAUCAUGCAUCCUGUUGUGCAGAAAUUAAUUCAAAUUAAAUGGAAACGCUUUGGGAGGAGAGGAGUCGCAAUCAUGUUGGUGCUAAAUAUCCUCUUCAUCUUGGCUUGGACUGUUCUUGGACUUACUUCCUCUCUAUCAUAUUCUGAAGAAUUGAAGUAUGAUCUACCUCGUGACUGGUGGAAAGUUCUUAUUGGUAUCAUAGCAGUUGGACUUACUGGCUAUCAGCUUGUAGAGGAAUUUAUCGAAAUCCAUUCGUCAAAUGUGAAGUUUAGUUCUUGGAAGGAUUGGAAAAGCAAGGAAAUAAUGAAGGACCUCAACCUGUGUCACCCAAGAUGGCCAGAGGAGGAAUCAUACCUAAAGAAACAGCUGGCUGGACUGGAAGAACUGCAUCCCCACUAUUUUAAAGAUUUUUGGAAUUUGUUUGACUGGAUGGUUUAUCUGCUGCUCUUUGCUCUCAUAGCAACUCACGCUGUUGACUUAACAACGGAAAGCGAGUUCAUUCAUGUUGCACAUAUUCGACUAUUUGCUGUGACUAUCAUAUUCCUUUGGCUUCGGCUCAUGAAGCAUGUCCGAGCUAUCAGAGCUCUGGGACCUUUCAUUGUAAUGCUUGGGAAGAUUGUCGUUGACCUCUUGAAGUUCCUCUUUCUCUAUGGAGAGUUUUACAUUCCUUUUGCUUGUGCAUUUUGGAUCAUAUUUGGUGGGCUAGUAUCAAACAUGACAACUUUGCCCCAGAUGAUGUUUACUGUCUUUCGUAUUACAUUGGUUGAUGAUUAUGGGUUUGAGGAUAUGUAUGCCAAGGAUCCAGUAAUGGCAUAUUUUCUUUGUGGAAUGUUUCUUGGGGUCUCAAGCAUCCUCUGUAUCAAUCUUCUAAUUGCUCUGCUAUCUGACACAUUCCAAAGGGUGUACGACAAUGCAACUGCAAAUGCAGCUAUGCAACAGGCUAGCAUAGUACUGUACGUUGAAGAUCAUCUCAGUCAGAAGAGAAAGAAUAAGUUCCAAGAAUAUAUUCACAAUUCAUGUGCACCUUUAGAAAUAUUUUUUGAUGAUGACCUGACAAUAGAUCAAGAAGAUGAUCUCAAGAAAGUCACCAUUCAAAUAAAGGAAGAUAUAGAUAAUCUCACAAAUUUAUUACAAAUGGAAGAAUGGGAAAAAGCUGAAUAUGAACAGAGUCCUCGAAGCAGGUUUUCGAGAAGGUUUUGGGGCACCAGCCAAAGCCAAAGUCAAGAUGAAGGUUCAGAAGACGGCAUGACAUUAAAUAUAGCAGUGCAUGAAGAGAUUUCAAACCUGCAGUUGAAGGUUUCAGCCCUUUAUCAACAACAGGAAAAUGCUACUGCAAAGUUCACCAGUGAAUUACAGAGAACACAAGAUUUGCUGAAUGAAAUUCUAAGGCACAUUGGAGCUGGAACCAGUGGUAUUCAUUCAUCUCGUGAGCCACAAGCGGAUGUUCAGGAUCCCAGUCACAAAUGACUCCUUGGCAAGUAAACAAUUAAUUCAUCGAGCUGAUAGAAACUGAGAGUUUCUAUUUAAAGAGGAGCCUGAUCAAGAAGUCUGGUUAAAAAAAUGCUGCUAA
Messenger RNA from Rhincodon typus (whale shark), 2722 nucleotides. Its product is annotated as transient receptor potential channel pyrexia. Gene Ontology annotation, cellular component: membrane. The record is from RefSeq and is a predicted model, not a curated record. Gene Ontology annotation, biological process: calcium ion import across plasma membrane. Lineage: Eukaryota; Metazoa; Chordata; Chondrichthyes; Orectolobiformes; Rhincodontidae. Gene Ontology annotation, molecular function: protein binding; calcium channel activity. The transcript has 21 exons. Bases 1 to 2619 code for a protein of 872 amino acids.